This is a messenger RNA of Cicer arietinum (chickpea), 1525 nucleotides long. Its product is annotated as large ribosomal subunit protein uL4-like. Gene Ontology annotation, cellular component: ribosome. Gene Ontology annotation, molecular function: structural constituent of ribosome. Gene Ontology annotation, biological process: translation. The record is from RefSeq and is a predicted model, not a curated record. Lineage: Eukaryota; Viridiplantae; Streptophyta; Magnoliopsida; Fabales; Fabaceae.
UUUUGAACAAACAAAUCACUGAAUAGAGAAAACCCUAGCUUCUGCUUCCUCCAUUUCCCAUUCACCGAAAUGGCAUCGGCAGCCGCAAGACCCCUUGUCACUGUCCAAACCCUAGAAGGCGAUAUGGCCACCGAUUCACCAACAACUCUCCCCAUCCCUGACGUCAUGCGCGCCUCAAUCCGCCCCGACAUCGUCAACUUUGUCCACUCCAACAUCUCCAAAAACAGCCGCCAACCCUACGCCGUCAGCCGUAGUGCUGGUCACCAAACCUCCGCCGAAUCCUGGGGAACCGGUCGUGCCGUCUCCCGUAUCCCUCGUGUUCCCGGUGGUGGUACUCACCGUGCCGGUCAGGGUGCCUUCGGAAACAUGUGUCGUGGUGGUCGCAUGUUCGCUCCUACCAAGAUCUGGCGCCGCUGGCACCGUAAGAUCAACGUUAACCAAAAACGUUACGCCGUCGUUUCCGCCAUCGCCGCCUCCUCAAUUCCUUCUCUUGUCCUUGCUCGUGGCCACAGAAUCGAAACCGUUCCUGAACUUCCACUCGUCGUCGGUGAUUCCGCCGAAGGAGUUGAGAAAACAAAGGAGGCGAUCAAGGUUCUGAAACAGAUCGGAGCUUUUCCCGACGCUGAAAAGGCGAAGGACAGCCACGGUAUCCGUCCUGGAAAAGGUAAGAUGCGUAACCGUCGAUAUAUCUCUCGUAAAGGUCCUUUGAUUGUUUACGGUACUGAAGGAGCGAAAGCUGUGAAAGCUUUUAGAAACAUACCUGGUGUUGAAAUCACCAAUGUUGAAAGGUUGAAUGUUUUGAAACUUGCACCUGGUGGACAUUUGGGUAGGUUUGUUGUUUGGACUAAAUCUGCAUUUGAGAAGCUUGAUUCUAUUUAUGGGUCAUUUGAUAAGGGUUCUGAGAAGAAAAAAGGCUAUGUUUUACCUAGGGCGAAAAUGGUUAAUUCUGAUUUGACUAGGAUUAUUAAUUCUGAUGAAGUUCAAUCUGUUGUGAGACCUAUUAAGAAGGAUGUUAAGAGAGCUACUCUUAAGAAGAAUCCUCUUAAGAAUCUUAAUGUUAUGCUUAGACUUAAUCCUUAUGCUAAGACUGCUAAGAGGAUGGCUUUGCUUGCUGAGGCUGAUCGUGUUAAGGCUAAGAAGGAGAAGCUUGAUAAGAAGAGGAAGACAGUCUCUAAGGAGCAAGCUGCUGUCAUCAAGGCUGCAGGAAAAGCAUGGUACAACACCAUGGUUUCAGAUUCUGAUUAUACAGAAUUUGACAACUUCACCAAGUGGUUGGGUGUUUCACAGUAAUUUCCGUCGUUAUAUUUUCGUACUAGUUUUUUUAUUUUGUAUUGUUACCUGAAUUAAAAAAUUUUGGGUUUUUAUUGUUUUGCGAGUUGAGGCCAUCAAACAUUUUGUAGACAGUAUCGAAAUUUUGUUUGUCUUAUAUUUAGUGCAAACUGUUUGUCUUUUUAUUGCAGCCAAAUAAUCUAGUUUUUUUGUAUGUUUUUUGUUUUACACUUAGUAAACGCGACAUUCAUAUUUA